AUGCCGCUGUCUCCGACCACCCCAGCUAGUGAGACCAUCACCAAUUUCUUUCUCUUCUCAUUCUCUAUUAAACCCCCAAAGCAAAUCACUCAAACAAACCAGAUUAGAGGGAGAUCGAACAAGCUAAAGCACGGCUAUGUUCAUCUUUUCCGGCAAGCUCCGGCGGCGACGGCGAUAGAGAAGGGGUUCGAGUCUUUGGUUUAUUCCGAAGCUUUUUCGGGCAUCAGCGAGCCUAGCUACCUACCAGACGAGCUUGGAGGCAGCUGCUGUGUUGUUUCGGAAAACAGAGGCGUUGCUGCUGUGUUGUUUUGGACAACAAAGGCGUUGCUGCAGUUGUUCCUAGCAUGGGACAAGUUUCUAGACUUUGUUCUGUUCAAUCUGAAGGAAGGUCAUGGCGAAAUUCCGGCAAGUUGCUGGAAUCCGACAGAAUAUUCCGGCAAGGGGCGGAUCUGGCAGAAGCGAUGGAGGUAGUGAUUGAUGUUUCCUUUUCGUUUUAUGCCGCUUCGGAAACAGAGGUUCUUCCCUCCACAGGGUUACGGGUCACCAACAGACCAAUUAACGGCGCGUGGAGCGCACGCGCAAACAGUCACACACAAAAAAAGCGACGUUCGGCCUUUCUACCGCGGCUGUAGGAGGGCAUCAAACCCAGAAAGCAAAUUGAGCUCAUCUGGUGGUAGUGAUGGUCCAGGCUCUCUCAUCGUUGCGUGGGUUGUUGAUCAGAAGUCUGAAUGAAAUAAUGAAAUUCAAUGGACAAAUCCUCAUGCUCCAGCCUCCAGGUUAUCUCACAGAUGAACCCAGAAAGUAUCGAAAACCCAAAAACACAAAUCGUCAAAACCCAAUCGAAUCCAAUAAUAUAUACCAGCAAAUCAAUAUGAUCUUGGGGCGGCCAAUCGGCCACGGCCAAGGCGGAGCUGGGCGGCCAACGACUAAACGCCUCCGAUCAAAGUUUCAGAUCAAAUUGGCUUUCUCUAAACUUACAAUAUGUAUGGGAAUUUACAGCUAGGGCACUGGGUUAACGAAAAUUGGGGGUUAGAAUAGAUUUGCAGGUGACUCGAAUGAAAGUUGGGAUCUGAAAAUUGGUGGUAAAGAUCAGUUAUCAAGGGCACGUGAAUUAUAUUAACAGCUCAUUACUUU
This is a messenger RNA of Fragaria vesca subsp. vesca, 1134 nucleotides long. RefSeq lists its product as uncharacterized. Bases 1 to 471 code for a protein of 156 amino acids. The record is from RefSeq and is a predicted model, not a curated record. The transcript is spliced from 3 exons. Lineage: Eukaryota; Viridiplantae; Streptophyta; Magnoliopsida; Rosales; Rosaceae.